AUGACGUCCGUUGCCCAGUUGAUGUUCGAUGAAUUCGGGCAGCCCUUUAUCUUGAUGCGUGAUCAAGAGAAGCAGAAGCGGAUAACGGGAAUUGAAGCCCUAAAGAGCCACAUCCUCGCCGUGCGUGCCGUUUCAAACACUGUUCGAACGUCACUUGGGCCCCGCGGUUUGGACAAGCUGAUGGUUUCGGGAGACGGUGACAUCACGUUGACAAAUGACGGUGCCACGAUCGUCGACAAGAUGGAUGUGCAGCACCCUAUUGCCAAGCUCAUGGUCCAGCUCAGCAAAUCGCAAGACUCCGAAAUUGGUGAUGGCACGACCGGUGUUGUCGUGUUGGCCGGUGCACUACUGGAGGAAGCCGAAAAGUUACUGGACCGCGGCAUCCACCCCAUCAAGAUCGCCGAUGGAUUCGACCUGGCAUGCAAGAAGUCGCUCGAGACCUUGGAUGCCAUUGCUGUCAAUUUUCCAGUCAAGGAUCGCGAGCGUCUGGUUGAGACCGCGGAGACCUCGCUCGGAUCAAAAAUUGUAAACCGUGCGGUGCGACACUUUGCUGAAAUCGCCGUCGAUGCUGUGCUUUCUGUUGCUGAUAUCGAGCGAAAGGACGUCAAUUUCGAGCUGAUCAAGGUGGACUCGAAAACCGGCGGAAAGCUAGAGGACUCGCUGUUGGUCAAGGGAAUUCUGCUCGACAAGACCCUCUCGCAUCCUCAAAUGCCUCGGGAGAUCAAGAAUGCUAAAAUCGCCAUCCUCAACUGCCCGUUCGAGCCCCCAAAGCCAAAGACCAAGCACUCUUUGGACAUCACUGACACCGCUGCUUACAAGGAACUGCGGGAAUAUGAAAAGACCGUGUUUGAGACGAUGAUCAAGCAGGUGAAGGAUUCUGGCGCUACCCUUGCCAUCUGUCAGUGGGGAUUCGAUGAUGAGGCUAAUCACCUGUUGCACCGCCACAACCUCCCCGCCGUUCGUUGGGUUGGUGGCCCCGAACUGGAGCUGCUCGCCAUUGUCACUGAUGGACGCAUCGUACCGCGAUUCUCUGAGCUGACUCCUGAAAAGCUUGGCAGAGCCGGUUUGGUCAAGGAAAUCUCGUUCGGCACAACAAAGGACCAGAUGCUCUGCAUUCAGGACUGCCCCAAUCAUCGCGCUGUCACCGUUUUCGUUCGCGGUGGCAACAAGACGAUCAUUGAUGAGGCGAAGAGAUCCCUGCAUGAUGCGAUGUGCGUGGUCCGCAACCUGGUCAAGGAUGACCGAAUCGUCUACGGAGGAGGCUCUGCCGAGACUGCUUGCGCGCUGGCUGUCGCAAAGGAGGCCGACAAGGUCACUGGCAUCGAGCAGUACGCCUACCGCGCCUUUGCCGAUGCACUCGAACAGAUCCCGAUGGCGUUGGCCGAAAACUCUGGACUACCACCCAUUGAGGCCCUCGCAGACCUGAAGGCCAAGCAGAUCAAGACCAAGAAUCCGAAUCUGGGAAUCGAUUGUCUCUUCAAGGGAACCAACGACAUGUGCGAGCAAAAGGUCGUCGAAACCCUGCUGAGCAAGAAGGAGCAGCUCAGCCUUGCCACGCAAGUCGUCCGCAUGAUCCUCAAGAUUGAUGAUGUCCGUCUGCCUGAUGAAGAUGCU
This is a messenger RNA of Mesorhabditis spiculigera, 1614 nucleotides long. The record is from the annotation of a GenBank genome assembly. Lineage: Eukaryota; Metazoa; Nematoda; Chromadorea; Rhabditida; Rhabditidae.